Messenger RNA from Amphibalanus amphitrite, 1075 nucleotides. RefSeq lists its product as uncharacterized. NCBI's taxonomy places the organism in Eukaryota, Metazoa, Arthropoda, Thecostraca, Balanomorpha, Balanidae. Bases 16 to 453 code for a protein of 145 amino acids. The transcript has 3 exons. The record is from RefSeq and is a predicted model, not a curated record.
CUGAGAGUACUCACCAUGCUGUUCCGCGUCGUUGUGAUGGUGGCGGUGUUCCACACGGCUGCUACAGAGGAGCCAGUGGAUCUGACCAGGGUGUCAAGAGGGGCACUCUACAUCAGACUGCCAGCGCCAUACUCGAGUAACAUGUCGCAGUGUCUGGACCCUCAACUGAACCAGAUGUAUGACGAGGGUGAUUUCUGGUCCUCGCCCUUCUCUGACUGUAAGCUCAACACCUGUGUGGACAUCAACGGUGUGCUCAACGUGGAACGCUACUCAUGCCCGACGGUGGACGCGAGCCUCCUGAAGAAGGAGGGCUACUUCUGUCGCUACGCGUUCGGCGACAGGAACAAGGCGUUCCCCCACUGCUGUCCCAACAUCCGCUGCAAGCACAUCGUCAACGGAAAGAUGAUGCCGCUGCCCGAACAAAUGUACCCGGAAAUGCACACUGCACAGUGAUAGUUGACAUGGCAUCCGGAGACUGUCAGUUCGAUAUAACGUGACAUGAGCCGAGACGUCGUGCCAAAGUUUGUCCUGUGGUUACCCUGAUAUGUGUUCAGAAGGAUCCUUCCAUCAUAUACCAAAGUGAGGCGCUUGUACGUCGCCAUGCGUGUGUGUGCCUCUGCAAAUGUUUGAAUGUUGUUUCUGUGUUAGUAUGAGCGUGUGGAUGAGAAACAUCAUCGAUAAAUGUAAAAGCGCUCGCAAGAUUCAUUUUCUUCCGUAGAGUUAGUGGUUCAUGCUAUCCAUCCAAUUGUGUUGACUCUGAGUCAUGAAUCAACUUUUGAAUAAAUGCGUCAUAUUUGUUUGAAAAGAUCUCUAGCAUCUCCAGGAAUAUGAAGGCAUUCUUACCCAAUUCUAACCUUUACCUUAUCUGGAUCAGUGACCGAUCUUGUUUGGCCUUAUCUAGCUAUAUGCAAUCAACUGGAGAUUCUCACACUGUAUUAAAGUGCAUGGAAUAAGCAUGAGUGCGUUCUAGGCAUGGUAUCGUAGGUUCAUAAAAGAUUUACUAUUCUUAAAUUAAAAGUACCAAUUAAAGAAAAAUCGUUCGCAAAGCGCAACACUGAGCGUGAAUGAAUAAAAG